Messenger RNA from Aspergillus niger, 312 nucleotides. RefSeq lists its product as hypothetical. Bases 1 to 312 code for a protein of 103 amino acids. NCBI's taxonomy places the organism in Eukaryota, Fungi, Ascomycota, Eurotiomycetes, Eurotiales, Aspergillaceae. The transcript has 2 exons. The record is from RefSeq and is a predicted model, not a curated record.
AUGGCAGGUGCAAGCUUUUCAGGGUACAUCUACUGCUAUAGUCAACCGUCAUGUUCAGUGCUCUCGUUUCUGAUUAGGAUCGUUUUCAUGGGGCUCCAGGGGAUCUUAGAUCUAUCCGAGGACGAAAAUUGCUGGUUGUUGACACUUAAUAUGUCUGAUCAAGAUCUGGGGAUGUGCCUAUUCUGGAGUGUGUUACGUCCGCAUAAUGCGCUAGGACUCGGAUCGAGUGCAUAUACGGAUCACUAUAGGGGAGUAGGAAACAACGUCGUUAUUGUGGACGAUGCUUUCAGUGUUCGCGAUUGUAAAUGCUAG